AUGGCAAACCGUGUAAUCCCAGCAGCAUCAAAACUCCUGAAAACUCUCAGGCCACUCAACUCCGCCGCCUCCUCCACCACCAUCUCCGCCAUAUCACCGCCAAUCGGCUACGCCGAAAAACCGCUACAAUCUCCCAGUGGUCACGCCAUCACCGCCACCGACACCAUCACCGACAACAUAUUCAACCUCGAUGACGUCGACAAGCUAUUCGCCUCUGUCUCCACGCCGACGCUGCUGAGGGCCGCGCUGAACCUCCACGCGGUGGCCUUCGAGCCAUUGGUGGACAUUGGAAUGUGGGUCAUGAAAUCCAGGCUCAUGGACACGCCGUUGAUUCGGGACGUGAUCAUGGGGAUCAUACGGUCCACGUUUUACGAGCACUUUUGCGCCGGUGAGAACGCCAUGGCGGCCGGGAGGUCGGUGCUCGAGCUGAACGAGGCCGGGCUCCGAGGGAUGCUUGUUUACGCUCUGGAGUACGCCGGCGAUAACGACGCUUGUGAUCGGAACUUGCAGGGGUUCUUGGACACCGUUGAAGCCACCAAGUCCCUCCCUCCUUCUUCCGUGAGCUUUAUUAUUAUGAAAAUCACAGCAAUUUGUCCCAUGAGGGUGCUUGAGCGGGUCAGUGACUUGCUGAGAUGGCAACACAAAGACCCUUCUUUCAAGCUCCCGUGGAAGCUGGAUACCCUCCCCAUUUUCUCUGACAACAGCCCUCUAUACCACACCCUUGAAAAGCCAGAGCCUUUAACUCCAGACGAGGAGCGGGAUCUCGAAUUAGUCCACCAGAGACUACUCAAACUGUCCCAGAAGUGCUCCGAAGCCAAUGUCCCUUUAUCCGUUGAUGCAGAGUACUCCUCGGUUCAACCGGCCAUCGAUUACCUGACGUACUCUUCUGCGAUCAUCUACAACAAAGAUGACAACCCGAUCGUUUAUGGGACUAUACAGGCUUACUUGAAAGAUGCAAAGGAAAGACUGCUGCUGGCAACAAAGGCUGCAGACGACAUGGGAAUUCCAAUGGGGUUCAAAGUGGUGAGGGGUGCUUAUAUGUCAAGUGAAGCGAAAGUAGCUUCUUCCUUGGGGUAUAAGUCUCCUAUUCACGAUAGCAUUGAGGACACACAUGCGUGCUACAACGAUUGCACUUCGUUCAUGCUUGAGAAGAUUGCCAAUGGCUCUGGUGGAGUUGUUCUUGCAACCCAUAAUGUUGAAUCAGGGAAACUGGCAGUGGCAAAAGCACAUGAAAUCGGGAUUGGGAAGGUACGCCAGAAGCUUGAAUUUGCACAGCUCUAUGGAAUGGCGGAAUCGCUUUCCUUUGGUCUGAGAAAUGCAGGGUUUCAAGUGAGCAAGUACAUGCCAUUUGGGCCAAUAGAGUUGGUGCUUCCUUACCUUCUGAGGAGGGCUGAAGAGAACAGGGGACUUUUAUCUGCUUCAACUCAAGACAGACAACGCACAAGGGAGGUGCUGAAAAGGAGACUAAAAGCAGCAAUCUUCUAA
Prunus armeniaca (apricot) is the source of this 1485-nucleotide messenger RNA. NCBI's taxonomy places the organism in Eukaryota, Viridiplantae, Streptophyta, Magnoliopsida, Rosales, Rosaceae. The record is from the annotation of a GenBank genome assembly.